Artibeus jamaicensis (Jamaican fruit-eating bat) is the source of this 3752-nucleotide messenger RNA. It is a transcript of the gene OTOA, whose product is annotated as otoancorin. Gene Ontology annotation, cellular component: cell surface. Gene Ontology annotation, biological process: cell-matrix adhesion. The record is from RefSeq and is a predicted model, not a curated record. Bases 1 to 3417 code for a protein of 1138 amino acids. Lineage: Eukaryota; Metazoa; Chordata; Mammalia; Chiroptera; Phyllostomidae. The transcript is spliced from 28 exons.
AUGUCUCAGGAACCUAGGACAUACGCUCUUCUCCUAUUCCUUUUUCUGAGCUAUGGAGUGGCAAGUCUCAGAGUUCCAAAUUCCAGGCAGGAUUUGCAUCCAUUGUUGCAAAAAAUGGCAGAAGAAAUAAUAGAUGGAAACUAUCUGAUGGCAUUACUGGAUCUCAUACAAUUUCAAAGCUCCCACAUGUGGACGUCAGACCUGUCCCACAGAGUCCUGGCCUACCUGAAUUCACGGAAUGUUGCCUUCACCAUCUCCAGCCUGCAGGCAACCAUGGAAACGCACCUGGAGCAGCGUCUGUACCAGCCCCAAAAUCUACUGCAGGACCUGAGGGAAGCAGAUGCCCAGCAGUUCUGCACCGCCAUGAAGUACCUCUGGGAAGACAAGAGGGACAACAUGAAACUGGAAGAUAUCGUUAUCGACUUGAGAGAGAUUCGGAAACAAGCCUUGCAGAGCCCAGGCGUGAAUCGCAGCCUAUUUCUCAUCACACUGGAGAGGUGCUUCCAGGUGCUGAACUCUCAGGAGUGUGUGGAGAUCCUGGGCAAGGUGCUGAGGGGGUCCUCAGGGAGCUUCCUGCAGCCUGAUAUCACAGAGAGGCUUCCCCAGGACCUGCAUGAGGACGACUUCAAGAACCUAUCUGCGGUAUUCAGAGACCUCUAUGACCAAACCUCGGCCCAUUCCCAGCAAGCUCUCUACUCCUGGAUGGCUGGUGUUUUGCAGACAUCCUCCAAAUCUACUGAUAACUCUGUUUCAUGGGUCAGCGCAGAAAACUUAUGGAUCUUGGGCAGAUAUAUGGUUCACCUAUCACUUGAAGAAAUUAUGAAAAUUAGUCCUGUAGAAAUUGGGCUGUUUAUCAGCUAUGACAAUGCCACCAAGCAGUUGGACACAGUCUAUGAUAUCACGCCUGAGCUAGCCCAGGCAUUUCUGGAGAGGAUCGACUCCUCCAACUUCGACAUGAGGAAUACCUCUACCAUCCACAGGCUCGGGCUGCUGGUUUGUUUCUAUAGUGACCUGGAGCUGCUGGACGCCACCAUGGCCCAAGUUCUUCUUCACCAGAUGAUCAAGUGCAGCCAUCUGCAGGGCUUUCAGGCUGAUGUUCAGAAGCUUAAAACUGACCUCCUGGACAUUGCUACAGAGAACCAGACCCUCAAUGAGACCCUGGGCUCUUUGUCGGAUGCGAUUGUGGGCUUGACCCACAGUCAGCUGGAAUCUCUCUCCCCUGAGGCUGUGCACAGUGCCAUUUCUACCCUCAACCAGGUGCCAGGCUGGGCCAAGAGCCAGGUCAUCAUCUUGUCUGCCAAAUACUUGGACCAUGAGAAGGUGCUGUCUUUCCACAAUGUCAGCCAGAUGGGUGUGCUGCUGCCUGGGGUCAGCACCCAGGCCUUCUACAGCAUGGAGCACAGGGACCUCGCGCAGGUCCUGAGAAGCGCUGUCUCCUUGCACAUGUCUGAUCUGUCGCCUGCCCAGCAGCAAGGUGUCCUCAGCAAGAUUAUUGAAGCAGGAGAUGCCACCUCCAGUGUUGUGGAAAUACAAGGAGCUUUCUUUAAGGAAGUGUCUCUCUUCGAUUUAAGGAGGGAAACUGGAUUCAACGCAACCGUCCUAAAGGAAAAGGAGCUUCGGAGGAGUCAAGCCUUGUUCCUGUAUGAGCUUCUGUCAAAGACCACCAGAAGGCCCGAGGAGCUCCUGAGUGCAGGGCAGCUGGUCAAAGGCGUGACAUGCUCCCACAUUGAUGCCCUGAGUGCUGACUUCUUCCUGGCCCAUUUCCAGUACUUCGAGAACAACCUCUCUCUGCUUUCACCAUACCAGGUUAAUUGUUUGGCGUGGAAAUACUGGGAAGUUUCCAGGACCUUUAUGAAGCCCUUCCUCUUGGCUGUGCUCCCGGCUAACUACCUGGCUUCUGUCCCAGCUUCCCGAUGUGUGCCCUUUUUGAUCAGCCUGGGGAAGAUUCAACUGGAUUCCUUGGUUUUGGAUUCUCACAAAAAGAGUGUGGUCCUCAGGAAAGUGCAGCAGUGCCUGAAUAACUCCAUUGCUGAUGAGUACACUGUAGACAUCAUGGGGAACCUGCUCUGCCACUUGCCGGCGGCUAUCAUCCACCACGGAGUGUCCCCCAAGGCCUGGGCCACUGCCUUGCACAGCCUCAGACACUGUGCAGACCUCAGCCCUGAGCAGAAGGCUGCAGUGAGGCUCAGGCUCCUGGAGCAGCAUGGUCUCCCCCAGAACUGGACAGCUGAGAUGACAAAGGACUUGAGACCCUUUCUAGUACUUUUCUCAGGAGAUGAAUUAAGCUCUGUUGCCACAAAGUUUCCUGAUAUCCUUCAACAAACAGCUUCUGAGAUGACUGGGGUCUCGCUCCCUAAAGAUUUCCUUUGGGCUGUCUUUGUGUCUGUUCGGGACAGAAGUGCGAGGAGCCCCAGCACAGCCUCCAGCCCUGGUUGCCGUGGAGUCGAGGUUCCCUCUUCGGAUGACAUCUUCAGGUUGGGUGAAGCCAAUGUCUGCUGGGCACCCCAGCACCUACUCUGCAUGGAGGAAGACACAUUCAUCAGGAAUGUGGACCUUCUGGGGGCUGUCAGGGGUUUCAGCCAUCCUCAGCUCAUGGCCCUAAAGGAAAAGGCAGUACAGGUCUGGGAUAUGCCCUCUUACUGGAGAGAACACCAUAUUGUCUCCCUCGGCCGCAUUGCUCUGGCUCUUAGUGAGAGUGAGCUGGAGCAGCUAGAUCUCAGUUCCAUUGACACUGUGGCUUCCCUAAGUCAGCAGUCAGAAUGGACCUCAGGACAGGCUAAAUCCAUCCUGCGAGGAUUUCUGGAGGAUUCAGGCUAUUGCAUCCAGGAUCUGAAGAGCUUCCAUUUGGUAGGACUUGGUGCAACCCUAUGUGACAUGAAUAUCACUGAAAUCUCACGUAUAAAGAUCUCAGAAUUCAGGGUGGUCAUUGCCAGAAUUGGGAACCUGCUCUGCAGCAUUCAUGUCUUGGCAGAGUUCAAGAGGAAGGCAGAAGUUGUGUUUGGGGAUCCCACAGAAUGGUCUGGCUCUGUCUUGCAGGAACUCGGAACCAUUGCAGCUGGAUUAACUAAGGAAGAGCUCCGAGUGCUUGAUAAAGAUUUGAUGCCGUAUUUUCAACCAUCAGCAAUCAGAUGCCUUCCUGAUGAGAUUUUCAAAGAGCUCUCAGCGGAUCAGAUUGCCGCCCUGGGUCCCCAGAACGCCGCGGCUGUGACCGCGGCCCAGCGCGGCCAGCUCAGCGUGCCGCAACUGCAGAGCCUCCAGUGGGCGCUAGAUGGCGCCAAGAUGCGUCUUUGGCUAGAUGCGGCCCCCAGUUCCAGCCCCACCUGGACCCCCUCCUCCCAUUCUCCAGGAGCCUCCAUUCCCCUGGGUCUUUGGCCUGGCUGCCUGUUGCUGGUUCUAGUGCCCCAGCUCAUGCGGUGAGUGGCCAGCACACAUCACCUCCCAGUGCUGAAGCUGCUGGCCGAAGACCUUGAUCUGAGACCAGGGCCAGGGCCUUGAAACUGGAAAGUCACAAAAAAGAAGAAAAAUUACUAACAAUGAUCUCGCAAAUUCUUAAGCUGCCUUGUUCACUUAGCUGAGACACAUCCUCUGCCCCAUUUCAGCCUCUCUUGUUUUCCAGCCUAAAGAUAGAAGCUGUUCGGGAAGGGGGUGGGUGGUUCUGUCAACAGCAUGAGGACCUUGUAUACAAGUUACUGCCCUUUCUUCAGAGAGGCCAGAACAAUGGGUUCAGGCAAAAACAUCACUUUAGCCAGGUU